This is a messenger RNA of Anastrepha obliqua, 1695 nucleotides long. Its product is annotated as glutactin. The coding region runs from base 18 to 1685 and encodes 555 amino acids. Lineage: Eukaryota; Metazoa; Arthropoda; Insecta; Diptera; Tephritidae. The record is from RefSeq and is a predicted model, not a curated record. The transcript is spliced from 7 exons.
CGCCUCACGUCUACACAAUGAAACUGGUGCUGGGCAUAUUGGCCUUAGUCGUAUUUGUUAUUAUCGUCGUUUUGACGACGACAUCAAAAGCCAUAAAAUCAAAUUCUAUCGAAGUGAAUUUACCCGGCCAAGGUGCAGUGCUCGGCAGCCAUGACGAAACAUUGUGGACAAAGCAGAAGUUUCUGUCAUUCCGCGGCAUACCAUAUGCGGAGUCCCCGAGUGGAAAGCUACGCUUCCAGCCACCAACAAAACGCACGGCUUGGCAAAAAACUUUCGAUGCCCGUAACUUUGGCAAACGCUGCCCGGUCAUAACAACUGUUUCAAAACUUAAUACUACAAAACUGAAGGAGGACCUGGAAGAUUGCUUAAACCUAAGCGUGUACACCAAAAGCUUAGAGGCCAAGCUACCUGUGAUGUUCUAUAUUUACGGCGGUGGCUUUUACAAUGGCUCCGCCUCCGAUCACCCACCACACCACUUGCUGGAAAAGGACAUUGUAUUAGUGGUACCACAGUAUCGCAUUGGCGCACUCGGUUGGCUGACCACGCUCACCCAACAAAUGCCCGGCAAUGCACCAGUAAUGGAUCUCUUGUUUGCCUUGAGCUGGGUGCAAGAGUAUAUUCAUGUGUUUGGCGGCGAUCCCGCACAGGUGAUGAUAGUUGGACAAAGUGCAGGUGCGGUUAUGUCUGGCGCCUUGUUGCUGAGUCCCAAAACACCUGAGGGGCAUUUUAAAAGAUCAAUCGUGCAAUCAGGUUCUAUUCUAGCACCUUGGGCUAUCAAUCCAACACCAUUGGAACAGGCAAAACGCAUCUGCGAAGCACUCAAAUGCAGUCUAUGUAACAAUCUGCUGAAGCAACAUACAUGUUUGAGGAAAGCAAAUGUAUUGGACUUAUUGCGAGUCACAACGGAGGAAAGCUUUAGCCCAGUGAUCAACGAUGUACUUGGUGUGCUUCCAGCGGAACCGAAAACGCUGCUAGACAAUCUCAAUCGCACCGUGCCGCUAAUGGCUGGCUUCACCAAGCAUGAUGGCUCAUUUGUGCUGGCAACACUCUACGACAGUCUUGUGGCGCUAUAUGGCAGUAUUUCUAAAUUAACUGUGCGCCAAUUCGCAAAUACGCUGAUCGAUUUAGGCAAAGACAGCACUGGUCUGUCUAACAAUUUGCUCCUACACACGCUCUUUGAGCGGGAAUUGCUGGAUACGAACAAUCACACCGCCGCGUGGCCGGCAUACUUUGACAUUGCCAAUAAUAUAGCUAUAAAAUCUCCGGUGAUAGCCUAUGUGAACGGCUUGCAGCGAAUAAGUGCGACCCCUUUUUACGCGUAUACCUUUGAUUACGCAGGCGAGCACACGCGCUUCGGCUAUGAGUUCGGCAAUUCGCAGUAUCCCUUUGAGGGCGGCAUACAUCAUUCGAAUGAUAAUAUCUAUUUGUUCGCCACACACCGCUUGAAUGCGAAUGAUACACAAAUUGCAAAGAAAAUGGUGGAUUUGUGGUACUCCUUCGCGGUGUAUGGUGUACCGAGGGCUGAAGAUCAGCCAGUGCUGAACAUUAAACCAAUGGAAACUGAAUCGGGUCCUUACUUUCACAUAAAUAAAGAAAUUAACUUAGGCUAUGACAUUUUAUCGGAACUUACAGUUACUGUUAAUGAUCCCGACAGUCACAAAUUAAUUAGAAUGCCUCGUGACUAGCUAAAAUAAA